Messenger RNA from Harmonia axyridis, 3450 nucleotides. Its product is annotated as patj homolog. Lineage: Eukaryota; Metazoa; Arthropoda; Insecta; Coleoptera; Coccinellidae. Gene Ontology annotation, molecular function: protein binding. The coding region runs from base 209 to 2692 and encodes 827 amino acids. The record is from RefSeq and is a predicted model, not a curated record. The transcript is spliced from 4 exons.
AGAAAAUGAUUCUUACAUGUUCUUUUAAUCGCAGGUAAUAAUGCAAGGUGAAAGUGUAAUACCUGAAUUACUGUUUAUGACGUCAUAUGUCAUCCGUCUGUCAGUGCUUGAUUGUCAGUGAACAAAACAAAAGUACAAAAUUGACUAUAGUCAAUAAAUUAUAUUAUAUUCGAAAUUUUUAAUUGAAACACUAUUAGAUACCUGAAUAAUGCAUCUAAACGCAGACAUAUCGAGCGCAUUACAACUACUUGAAGACAUCAAACAUAAAGUGGACGAUUUGGGAGAUGCUAAGCUACAAGUUAAUACAUACCAAGAUUUGAACCUUUUAAUAUCUGUAUUGGAAAAUCCAGUUUUCCGAAGUAUUGUGACUGUUCAGGAUUCAUUGAGUGAAUUGAAUCAGCAAUUAGGUCAACAUCCAUCUAUUCUUCCAGUUGAUUUUGACAUUCCUCCCUCUGGAGAAUUGAUUUUAAAUGUUCCACCAGCUGGUGACUAUGACCAUGAUUAUGCGGACGAAUAUCCAGCUACCAGAGAUUUUGAUGAGCAGAGAGUUCCUUCGGCACCCAUUUCACCCUGUUCUCCUCAAGUUCAUACAUUCAAUUCGACAGAGACCAAGUUGGCUCUACUGAACGGCAAAUCUUUGAAUGGAUCAAUAUGUAAUAAGGAGACGCUAAGGCAUCUUCAAAAUCAGGGUUACAAUUCUCCUGAUGAGGAUAUCAUACAUAGGUCUCCUUCUGUUGGUAGUGAUACCUCAAAAACUGGAUCUGAUUCAAUUAUUAGUAGUGAAUGGUCACAAGUAGAAAGUAUAGACUUGAUUAAUGAUGGAACUGGUCUUGGUUUCGGAAUUGUGGGUAUGAAAAAUAUGGGAGUGGUGGUUAAAACUAUUUUACCAGGAGGAGUAGCUGAUAGAGAUGGAAGAUUACAAAGUGGAGACCACAUUCUACAAAUUGGAGAUGUAAAUUUGCAUGAAAUGGGUUCAGAGCAAGUAGCUACAGUAUUGAGGCAAUCAGGUACCCAUGUGAGAUUGGUUGUAGCAAGGCCAGUUGAUAUAACAUCAACUGAUUAUAAAUAUCUUGGCUCCUCAGCGCCAUUAGUUCCAACUAGAUUACUGAGUGAUGCAACAGAAUUAGAUAAAUAUCUUGUUCAACAUAAAUACGUUCCAAUGUUUGUUAAAAGUAUAGAACCAAUAACAGAUAUAUCAAUGUACCAAUUUGAUCAAACAAAACCCAAGAGUUAUGUUGGAUUAGCUAGGGUACCAGCAUCACCAUCUCUGCCUCUGUUGAAUUUAGAUUUAUCUGUUAAAAUACCAGAAAUGGAAAAAUUUGUUGUUGAACUCAAGAAAGAUGCAAAUGGUUUAGGUAUCACAAUUGCCGGAUAUGUCUGCGAAAAAGAAGAAUUAUCUGGUAUAUUCGUUAAGAGUGUUAAUAAGGGAAGUGCAGCCGAUUUGAGUGGAAAAAUCAAAGUCAAUGACAGAAUAGUGGAAGUAGAUGGUCAGUCGCUGCAAGGUUAUUCCAAUAUUCAAGCUGUGGAAGUUCUGAGAAACUGUGGCAGCGUGGUCAGGUUAUGCUUGGAAAGAUACUUACAUGGACCAAAAUAUGAGCAACUGCAACAAGCCAUUGCUGCAAGUGAAAUUAAGCCUUCAAUGAGUCCUUCACCACCAGAAGUGCCACGAUUUCCUAGCAGUGAGGAUUAUUUUGGAAGGAGCUCAGGGUUGGGUAGUAUGGAAUCGAAAUUCAGCUCAUUCCCAAGAAGCCUUGAUAAUAUUGACAAUUCCCCUAAACUGACAGAGAAAGAAAUAAUAGCAAAAUGGCAAAAGAUCGUUGGUCAUGAAACUAAAAUAAUUGUUGCGUAUUUAAAGAAGUUUGGAGAAAGGAGCGGACUCGGCAUCAGUUUAGAAGGUACAGUAGAUGUGGAAGAUGGUAAGGAAGUCCGACCCCACCAUUAUAUAAGAUCGAUAUUGCCAGAAGGACCUGUUGGGAAAAGUGGAAGUUUAAAGUCUGGAGAUGAACUGUUGGAAGUCAACGGACAUAAAUUAUUAGGCAUGAAUCAUCACGAGGUUGUUAGCAUUUUAAAGGAUUUACCUGUUAAUGUUUGCAUGGUUUGCGGUAGAAGUCCCUUAAAUUUGUUCGAACAACGAAAUGGAUCACAUGAUUCUUUGUUCGCGGAAAGAUCAGUUUUAUCGAGAAGUCUGCAUAAUCUUGUACCCGCCACAGAUCGAUUAGUUAAAGCCAAAUCGGACGGUUCCUUGGCCAGUAGUAUUUCAGCAUUAAAUAAUUCUGAUUCAAAUUUUAACAAGAUGAAAUCUCGCUCUUUAGAACCUUUAACUGGCUUAGCUAUGUGGAGUUCUGAACCUCAAGUUAUAGAACUAAUGAAGGGUGAGAGGGGGUUAGGUUUUUCAAUUUUAGAUUAUCAGGAUCCUAUAGAUCCUAAUAAUACAGUCAUUGUUAUAAGAAGUUUGGUACCUGGUGGUGUUGCUCAAUUAGAUGGUCGAUUGAUACCUGGUGAUCGGUUAUUGUUUGUCAAUGAUACAGUUCUCAAAAAUGCUUCUUUAGAUCAGGCUGUUCAGGCUUUGAAAGGUGCUCCCAAAGGGAUUGUUAGAAUUGGGGUUGCUAAGCCAUUACCAUUGCCCGAUAGUUUAUCACAUAGUUCGGUCUUAGAAGUAGAUCAGAGAUUUGCGCAAAGUGUUCAAGGAUAAUAUCUCCUAAGCGGAAAUGAUAGCAGACCAAGACAAAAAUGCAGCUAUUUUAAUGCUUGAGAAAUGUUCUAUUCUACUUUUUUACAAUCAUAUUCAAACUAUAUAAUUUGCACCCUUUAAGAAGUAUGUAAAAUAUCACUUAUAACGUUCUAAUAAACGGCAAAUAAUACGCGUGCAUAUUUUUCCAUAAUAAUCUCGAUUGUAGAAAGAAUAUUGAGCAACUUGUGUAAAGGGUCUUUAUAUUUUCAGUAUUGUUUUUAUCCAACUACUUUAUAUAUGAGAAAGAUACUGGCUUUAAGUACUUGUUGCAUAAAAGAUAUAUUUUCAUGUUUCUUCAAUUUCGAGUAGAAAUUCGUGAUAACAAAAUAAUAAUUUGUGAUGAAAUUUGGAAAGUAAGAUAAAUAUUGCACUUUCAUUUUGAGUACAAUAUGUCCAGUAGGAAAAAAGAAGGGAAGGCAUUUUUGAACUCAAAAUAGACAUCACAUGCACGAGCAAAGACAAAUUUUUUUAUAUUCACCUGUUAUUUUUAAGAUCUUGACAAUACUCAACAACCAGGUACUAGCACUGCACAAAUUCUUUGGAAAUUGCCAUUGUAGCAUCACAGAUUUUGAUAAAACAAAUAUACACACUCGAAACAUUUGUAUUGUGUGCAGUCAUUUUGUGUUCAAACAUUCUGGUUGAAGAAUACACUACUUAAAAUCAAAAUAUGAAUUUUUAUAUCUAUUAGUAUUAUUCAAUAAUAAACUAUACUUGUUGAA